GGCAAUAUGAUUAUAUGAACUAUCAUCUUCUUAGUUCUCUUAUACCUCUGCCUUCAUUCCAUCAAAAAACAAUUCAAUCCAGGGCACACAACCCUACCUUCGACCCAAUUUUGAUUUUGUUUAGAGAAGAGAAAUCUAGGCCCUUGAUUUUCAUCCCAAAUCUUUACAAAAUCGCAGAUAAUUUUAAAAAAACAAAAUUGUCCUUUCACGACUCUCUUCAACUGCCCAGGAUCAAGCGAAUGCGGCAAGGAUGAUGCAAUUCGUCCCUUCAAGUCUGUGCUCAAAACCGAUAACCAAAACAGGUGCAAUCAAACCCAGUUCAACCGCCAACCUCAAUCACCAUGCAGAUGUUUAAACAGGGAGGCCCGCCGCUGACUCCGUCCAAAAUACCAAAACGACGGUGGACGAAGAACAACAUGGUGACAAAGCUAGCGAUGGCAACGACCGGAUCCUUAGAUUGUGGAUAUCGACGAUGAUUUGCAUCCGAGAAAUCGGUAUCAAGAGGUCUUAUUAUGAACGAUUAAUUCUUCUAAUGUGGAGGAUGUUCAGUAGAAUGAUGAUGAGCUUUGGGUGCCAUCAACAAGGGAGGAUUUGGGUUAUGACUUGCGUCAUCAGAAGAAGAUGGAAUUCUAUAUAGAUGCAAAUCUAAGGGGUGAGUCAAAGUUUAAUUAAACUUGAUGUUUAUGGUUUUCUGAAUCUAAAAUUAAAUGCACAUAAUUAGUUUAAUGAAUUGUUAAUCAAAUAUAGGAUAAUUUAUCUAACAAGUACUGCUUGUUAGCCAAGUAUUCUGUACCAAGCGCACACUUAAACUUAUAAAGUUGUGCUUGGAAUUGGAUUGAACCUAUUUUUGAGCUCGUGCAUUUGCAAGUUGCAAUUGUGUUCUUCUUAAAGAUCAUGCAAUAUUGGUUGCAAGUGAUGUACGAAGAACAAAAAGGAACAUGUAAGAUAGGCCUAAGAGAGUGUGCGACCAGGCGAUGACGACAACCAGAGCAGACAACUCUGGUGUUUGGACAUCAAGGUAGCUAGACUUUCUUAUCUGGAACAAUAUCAUGGUCGGUGGUGAGUGGAUGCGGUAUAUAAGUUUGGGUCAAUUCCUAUUCAGGUACCUCUAUGGCUCUAAAGUUACUUUUAUAUGGCUUCGAAUUCUAUGGCAUACUCUAUACUAAGUGCAACAAACUAUUGGUUGUUCCUCUCUAGCUAACUUUAUUAUUUGACAUGUUUGAGAUAGGUAACCUCCAAAAUUGAUCAACAGAUAAGUAAAUGGGUCACCCAUUCAGGGGAACUUACCACCUAUAUGUUAGAAUUGAUAACAAAGUGUAGAUUAAUGUAAUUAAAUUGAUAGAGUAUAACUUUAAGGGCUGAUUUUGGGAGUGAAACAGCCCGGGAAUAUGAGUUUCAAGAUAAAUCUGAAGCUCUAGGGGUUAAUUUUUGAAUGGAAAUUGAUUUACAAGCUGAUUUUCAAAAGAAAAUUAAAGUUUUAGAGGCUGAUUUUUUAAAGGAAUCAGAAUUUAAAAUUGAUUUUCUUAGCCAAAGUGAACCUUUAAAAGCUAAGUUUGAAAAAGAAUUUGAAUUAGGGACUGAAUUUACAAUUUUAGUGGCUGAUUUUUCAAGAGUAUGGUGCUGAUGAUGAUUUUCAGAAGUAACUUGUACCUUUAAAGGCUGAUUUUGAAAAAGAAGUAGAGUUUGGAAUUGAUUCUCACGAAAAAUUUAAAAGUUUUGUGGCUGAUUCUAAAAGUGAAACUGAAUAUGGAUUGGAAAAACUUUUUCAUGAUCUUAGUGGGUUCCAAAGUUAUGAAUCUGACCGUUUAGAACAUAAUCAAAAUAAUAAAGUUGGCAUUCACUUUGAUGUUGAUAUCGCUUCCUUGAACUUGAAAAGGAACAAACUGAAUUUGAUGUAAGAACUAUAAGAGAUUAUUCAAAGGUUGUUCAAAUCAAAUUGCUAGAGGUCUUAACAUAUGAAAAUUUUCAAUUCUUUUCUACUUUUAGAAACCCUAUGUUUGGAAAAGUUAUAUUUUCCUUUAGGCCUAAUAUGCCUUAUGUGCAAAGGUUUCUAAAAGUUGAAUCUAAAGAUGAAUCACUGAUUUUAGCAGAAUCCCUACUCCAAAGUGCCCUUCAUCAGAUCGCAUUUUGCAUAAAAACUCGGUCAAAUAGGUUUAAUUUGCAAGGAAUUAAGUUUUUCAUGUUUCAAUGCUUAAAAUAAACUCAACAUGUUGUUUCUUUAUUUGAGGUUAAAAAGAUCUCGUUUAGCAACAUAGGAACACUUCCUUUUGAGGUUGAUUUUAAUCCCCUUCUUAAAAUGAAAGUUAAAGAAGGGGCUGAUUCAACUGAUUUGAUAUGCAUUCCUAUUUUAGGAAUGAAAAUCAGGUGACCAAAGCAUUUGCUUUAUUAUCCUGUCCACUGAGGUAAUACCUUUGCAUUCUAAUGUUUGUUUCAUUAAAUGAGUUUCUAUAUUUCUUACAAACAAAGAUAAGGUCCAAUGGGGUUUUUACUUUCAGAUAGAUCAAAGUGACAAGUACGUAUCCCCUGACAUUCACUCAUGUCCCAUAGGCGCCAGUGAAUGGCAUUCAUGGUUCUUAACUGUAUACUGUCGAGGCAAAACAUCCAUUAGAAAUUAGUGCUAUUUUGACAUGGCUUAGGUGGUGGUGAAUGACAUUCAUGGUUCUUAGUUGGAGGGCGAGUCAUCAGAUCAACCUAAAGGGAAGAUGCAUUCACACUGGAAGUCUAAGUACACUCUUGUGAAAUGCCAACUUAUUCCUUGGCAGUGACUUUGUCUUCGAAACCAGAGGCUAACAUCAAAGGCCGAUCACGUCCGAGACAGCAAUCGAAACCAAUAAGGUAUCACCUUUGGAUUAAUAGUAUGGAUCCAAGUAAUUCAUUGGAGGGAUAGGGAAGCUUAUUGAAAUUUUCCUUCUUAUUUGAAUAGAUAAAUCAUUGUUUCCUGAAAACAAAAUAAUUCUCUUCCACAUCUUUAGAGGAUGAAGAUCGUAGCUGCAAAAGCAAAGGAUUAUUUUAUGCCACUUGCUUAUGCAGACUGUUGGAGUUGGUUGUGGAAAUACAAGUCACUCUAUGGCAUAAUUCUACCACCUGUGUAUGUUCUUUUAAUUAUUCUUGAUACAGUUUACAAUAUUUUUU
This is a messenger RNA of Cuscuta campestris, 3132 nucleotides long. The record is from the annotation of a GenBank genome assembly. NCBI's taxonomy places the organism in Eukaryota, Viridiplantae, Streptophyta, Magnoliopsida, Solanales, Convolvulaceae.